AUGGUAUUUUACAUACUUUCAGACAAGAAUGCAAAUAAAGAGCUAGUUCACCCAGAGUUUCAAGAUGAAAAUCCAAGGCGAGGUGAGGAAACCUUUCACUGUUUAUUUGUUAUAUAAAUUCAUGUUUAAAUAUCUUUUCUAACUGUUUGUGUUUUUUCUCUUGAGUGCAAUCAAAAGCAUUGGAUAUGCCAAUAGAUCAAUUGGAUGAUACCUUUAUAAAUUAAUGUUUUAAUUCUACUGAGCAAGGUACUAUUAAAUAUAUAGUAUGUGUUAGUAUGUGAACAGGUUUGAAAUUAUUAGUUGUGCUAUUGGGUUAUUCCAGAAAUGAUCCACACUUCUGGCUGUAUGGAGGGGGAUGGGACAAAGUCUACGUCUGAUAAUAGUGGAAGUACUAGGACAUCCGAUGAGGGCAGGGGGUUGACUUCCAGGGUGCAUUCCAUGUAUGUAAACUUUAUGUCUAGGUUAGAAAAUUGUUAGUGAUGUUAUUGGGUUAUUCCAGAAAUGAUCCACACUUCUGGCUGUAUAGAGGGGGAUGGGACAAAGUCUACAUCUGAUUUAUAAUAGUGGAAGUACUAGGACAUCCGAUGAGGGCAGGGGGUUGACUUCCAGGGUGCAUUCCAUGUAUGAAAACUCUGUCGGAUUUACGCCAACAUUUAUGAUAAAAAUUGGAGAUUAUAACUUUGGGGGACCAAAAUCCAUGUUAUUUACUGUUAACAUUAUAUUCUUGAAGUUAUACAGCUGUGAAUAUACACACAUUUACGUAUGGCAUUGAAUUUCAGGCACAAAGUUAGUUACACUUAUAUCACUUCAUUUCUCACACCACGCCGGAUAUAUCUGGCAUGGAAUGCACUCUUUCAAUUUCCUUAAUUGUUGCUGGAACUGAGGAUGUUUUCUAGAAUUACUCAUUGUACCAUACUUACAUUUAAAUUUUCUAGAUCUUGAAGCAAUUAUUGAAGAAUGCCAAGAUGUUGUUGGUCAAACAGAGAAUAGUCCCAGUGCAUGGCAAAAAAGAAUGACAAAUCUUGAUGAAAACUGGCAAAAUGUUAGAGAGACAAUUUUUGAAAGUGCUGUAUGUUCUUUUGCUCCACCCUCUUCCUCAAUACCAUGUUGCAAGUGUGGCACUAGUGAAGCUAUGUUAAGAUGUUGUGAGUGUGGCAUCAAUCGAUUCCUUUGUGUAAAUUGUGAUGAUGAAGUGCAUCUGUCCCUGCCUUUUCAUAACCGUGAAGUCUGGUUUAAUGGAUAUUUUCAACAUAUCCUUCCAACUGAGACAAUAUCAGAAGAGAAAAAAAUUAUUCAUGUUGGUAUGUGUUAUUACAGUAUAUAA
Molecule: messenger RNA, 1324 nt
Organism: Paramuricea clavata
Lineage: Eukaryota; Metazoa; Cnidaria; Anthozoa; Malacalcyonacea; Plexauridae
Source: the annotation of a GenBank genome assembly